Molecule: messenger RNA, 2609 nt
Organism: [Candida] anglica
Lineage: Eukaryota; Fungi; Ascomycota; Pichiomycetes; Serinales; Debaryomycetaceae
Source: the annotation of a GenBank genome assembly
CAACAUUCAAACAAGCGCUAAGACAUCAAAGGAUUAAUAAUUGAGUGUAUCAGAGCGGUUUACCCACAUCUCAACCGGUCGACAUUUCAAUAUUUUCCAAGCUAGAGCGGGCUCCCUUGGCCAAUCCUUUAAAGUGUCAACAAACACCCAAGGCAACAUAAAAAAAAAAAUAAAUACCAGUAAUGGACACAUUGCAUCCAGAUCAUGAGACUAAAAUGUACUCACAGGGCCAUGGCCAUUCGCAUUCACAUUCACAAUCACACAGUCACACCCAUGGACCCAAUGUGGAUGAUUAUCAUAUCAAUGACGCCUUCUACCCCAAUCCUCUUCGGGAUGAAUCAUCUCAUACGGCGAUGUUGGGAGGUCCAAGAGCCCCUAUACAAUCGUCGUCUCUGUCUUCUUCACCAUUAAUGAAACUAAUGGGGACACUCCCGCUACUCACUGCACUCCCUAGUAUCCUCAUAUCGGCUAGCAUAACGUUCAUGUGGUCUCCGCCAGAAAAAGUCCUACAAGCAUUAUCAUGGAGAUCUUUUGCAACAACUAUCCCCUUGCUGAUUCUUUUAGCUUCAAUAUUUCUCUUGAUUGCUAAAUUAUUUCUCAGAUUCAACAUUAUUUCUUCUGGGUCUCAAAAGGUUGCUGUGUCAUCUUCCUCAUCAGAUCCUUACGUUACUGGCUACCUAGUCUUGGGUGGUACCUUGGUGUAUUUAAGUACUCAUUUGUUGCCAACUUCCACUUUGGCGGUACUUUAUCUUGGCCUCUAUUUGAACCAUACCAACCCUUACACUCUUUUGGUACUCAUAUACGACUUGUAUACAGCUCAUGGCGAUUCGGAGUUGCCCAGAGUAAUCGAAGGUUAUCUUUGUGUCUUUGUUGCAUUUAGACUUUUAUCGGUAAAACUAUUCGUUAAUGGAUCGGCUGGUAAUAGCUUAUCCAAAUUAAAUAUCAAUAUCCUUUCAACGGGUAUUGUUUCAAGUUCAUUAGUGCUCUUAUUUGCAUACAUGGUCAUAAGUAACGUGUCUAUUGGAUAUGCCAUGUUGGGGGUUAAUUUGUGUGCCUCACUAGUGUUUUUGGUGUCUUUACAAGAUUGUCAUUUACACGUAUCAUACAUAAAUACCCUUUUCGUAUCUAUAUUGUCCACCUCUUUGGAAUAUAUUGUCCUUGGUCAAGAGGGAUUCACAGUGGGUAAAAUGUUCUUCACACUUCUUCCAGUGAUCAUCCAAGUGGAUGAAUCAUUAAUGAUUGCUGAAAUCACUUCCUCUUCAUCUUCAGCAGAUUCUGAUCAGGAUCCAAACUCCAAACAACAAUCUAUCAUGAAAGAUAUUUUGAGUCAUACCGAUACAAGAGCAAUCUUCAAUUUCCUUUUAUUGAACACAACUUUUAUGUUCAUUCAAUUGUUGUAUUCAUUCAGAUCUAAGUCUUUGGGUUUACUUUCAGACUCCUUACAUAUGGCCUUGGAUUGUACUUCCUUGGCUCUCGGUCUUGUUGCUGGAACCUUACUGAAAACUCCAAUUAAUCCAAAUGGGAAAUAUCCCUUUGGUCUUAAAAAUUUCGAAAUCUUGGCUGGAUUUACCAAUGGAACCUUAUUGGUGGGUAUUUCUGGUAGUAUCAUAUUCGAAGCCUUGGGACGUCUUUGGAAUCCUGUGGUCCUUCAAAAGACAAAUGAAUUGAUAGUUGUAUCAUUUCUUGGAUUGUUGGUGAAUUUGGUGGGGAUAUUUGCAUUUAAUCAUGGCCAUGACCAUGGAUCUUCCGGUCAUUCUCAUGGCCAUAGUCAUAGUCAUUCACAUUCACAUUCACAUUCACAUACACAUGGACAUGAAAAUGAAAAUGAAAAAGAUGAAAAGGACUCAUCAAUGAAUGAUAAUAUGAGGGGUAUCUUUCUUCAUAUCCUUGCCGAUACUCUUGGUUCUGUAGGAGUUGUCAUUUCUACAAUUCUUACCAAGAUGUUUCAUUGGAAUGGAUUUGAUCCAGUUGCUUCUAUGAUCAUUGCAAUUUUGAUCUUUUUAUCGGCUAUCCCACUUAUCAAGUCCACAGCUGGACAACUCUUAUUACUGACAAAUUCAGAAAAGGAAAAGGGUCUUCGGUCUGCAUUGAGUAAUAUCUCUGAAAUUAAAGGAGUUAAAUCUUAUACUACUCCCAGAUUCUGGCCAGUGAAUGAUUGCUUUGAACUUACAGGUUACAUUCAUAUUCAAAUCUAUAGAGGAGAAAAUGGGACAUAUAUCAAGAAGCAAUGUGAAAAAGUUUUCGGUGAAAAGAAUAUUCUGGUUUUAAUUCAACUUGAAAAUGAUUUUGAUGAUUGUUGGUGUAGGUCCAAUAGUGCAAUCAACCCUAUUUAGAGAGAUAAUUUAGGAGAAGAAAAUUAAUGAAUAAGUAAAAGGAAGAAAGUAAAAUGGCGAGAUUUUAAUUGUAAGAUCUAUAUGAGAUCAACUAUAUAUCUAUAUAUAUUAGAGAAUCAAUAUUACUUCUAUUGGGUUCCUUUGUAUUCAAUCUUCGAUGUGAAAGAGUGCAUGGAAGCAUCUACGAAUUUACCUUCGCACGCUCAUCACCAGCUUAAUAAUCAAAUGAUUAAGAUCAUCAUCAAGUCAUCGUAUUAAAAUCACUCAUAUAACAAC